Molecule: messenger RNA, 1846 nt
Organism: Bolinopsis microptera
Lineage: Eukaryota; Metazoa; Ctenophora; Tentaculata; Lobata; Bolinopsidae
Exons: 14
Coding region: 398-1846 (482 amino acids)
Source: RefSeq, a predicted model, not a curated record
AGACCUAGCUUCAAGAUGAUGUUCAGAGGAGGAAAGCAGUACUGUAAGUUUUACUUACAAGGUCACUGCAAAAACGGUGCAAAAUGUGCUUUUGAACACGAACGGCCUAAGUGUCACUUCUACAGUAAAGGGAUGUGUUUCCGUGGUAACCUGUGUUACUUUGUCCACGCUGAGCCUGAACAUACUGAUGCUGCGCUGAUGAUAACAAAGAUAGAUGAGAUAGGGGCACUACCCUUCAAGUCCCCCCCCACCUGUGUGCCAGACCAAUCUAACACGUGAUGGCUUAGUCAGGAAACUGAGAGGCAUCCAGAAGAGAGCUGGUACGGUGGAGGACUACUAUGAGCGAUUCAAUGAGGUAUUGGAAGAAUUUUACCUGUACGAGAUAACAAGAGACGAUAUGAUCGAAGUGCUCCAGAUACUAUGUGAAGACGAUGAGGUCACCAACGUGUACAAAUUUACCAUUACAACCAUAUUUGAAAACUGGUGCAUUUCCUGCCGACAUUGGGCCGACUUCUUCCUAGCACUCCUGAUGGGAGAUAAAACUGAGUUGACAGACGAACAAAUGCUUGAUGCUGUCAAGAACUUUGAUUCAGAACAAAGUCUGGUGAUGAUCGGAACACUGAUUGUAGGUUUAUUGACUCUAGAAAAGCAGGAGCUAGCACUGGCACUGCUUCUACGUCAAUCUGAUGGCAAGGAUUUCUCGGUGUACCUCAAGAUCCUUGCAGCGUAUCUUCAACCUAGUGUUAUAGCGUCUUUUCUGCGAACACACAUUCAGCAGUACAACGUUCAAGAAGACGAAUUCUGCAGAUGCCCUACGUACGUGUGCCGCUGUCCCACUAAAGUAGACCCUGGUCGAACAGCUGACAUGGUGGACACCAUACAAGAAGUGGUGGCUUGGACCGACUUCGAAAAACGGGACUUUAUCAAGACCAUGUGCCACGGUCUGUUCAAGCGUCCCGACAUCCAAGAAAUAGCUGACAUAGUGAGAUUUGAGAACGACAUGGUCAGAGCUGAAGCAGUUUGCGACACCUUGGCUAAACCAAUGUCUGAUGUGGAGAAACAGCAUCUUCGUCGUGUCUUCCACCGAGCUUUCGGUGUCCAUCCUAGAGCUAUAAACUACCACCUAUCUCAAACUGACCCGCUGAGAAGACGCCAGACGAUAUUGAAACUUGGCAUAGACCCAAACGAGAUUCUGAGUGCCGGAGAGGUCUGGAGUGGCAUCUACAAACCCUUAGAGAUAGAAAAUAAGGAGAACAAGAUGAACGUAGAGGCGCUGGAGAAUGAUAAGUGUCAGUCGCCCUAUAUAAACUGUAGGAACAGACCUAAAGAUGUAUGUGACCGCGGUUUAUGUCGGAGAUGCUGUGUCGACUUUGGUAAAAAGAUGGGGACAGAUUGUUACGGACACAUGUUGUUCUUCACAGAGGGUGAUUUUAGCGAUUCAGAGCAGGAUAACUCAGUUAACAAGAGACGAGAGCUAGGAAUGGUGCCCAAAAUAAACUUCCCCUACUUUAAACCUCGUGUCAGUUUGUACGGUGAACCCAAUCUUGACGAGGCUAUACGCAGCAAAUGCAGGUAUCAGAGAAUAGAUUGCGACCCUAGCUUCCACAUCCAAGAUGACCAACUCAUUAAACUUGUCAAGAAGUUUAGCACUGAUGUAAGAUGUCUUUCUAUUGGGAGCAAAGAAACAAAGGCAGGGUUGGAGCUGACAAAAGAAAGUCUUCAAGAACUUAGCAAAUGUAGAAAUCUACACAAGCUGUCUUUGGAAUGCUGUGUUAAUGUUGACGAUGACACGUUUAAGAGAAUACUGGAGGGAUGUCCUAAACUUAAGUAUUUAGAGGGAAUGUAA